Messenger RNA from Camelina sativa (false flax), 996 nucleotides. Its product is annotated as dehydration-responsive element-binding protein 1A-like. Lineage: Eukaryota; Viridiplantae; Streptophyta; Magnoliopsida; Brassicales; Brassicaceae. Gene Ontology annotation, biological process: regulation of DNA-templated transcription. The record is from RefSeq and is a predicted model, not a curated record. Gene Ontology annotation, molecular function: DNA-binding transcription factor activity; DNA binding.
CCAACUUUUCUUUAACUACAACAAACUUAAAAAAGAAUCCCACCUGACAAGAAAAGAGAGAGAAAGAGAAAUAUUUAUUUUAACAAAACAAAUAUCUUUUUUAGUUACUCUCUCUACUGAUAAACCUUAUCCAGAUUAUUUGAAACAGAGUAUACCAAUCAAUGAACUCAUCAUUCUCUGCUUUCUCUGAAAUGUUUGGCGGCUCCGAUUACGAGUCUUCGGUUUCAUCAGGCGGAGGAGAUUACUCUCCGACGCUUGCGACGAGCUGUCCCAAGAAACCAGCGGGUCGGAAGAAGUUUCGUGAGACCCGUCACCCAAUUUACAGAGGAGUUCGUCGGAGAAACUCCGGUAAGUGGGUUUGUGAGGUUAGAGAGCCAAACAAGAAGUCUAGCAUUUGGCUCGGAACUUUCCCAACGGCCGAGAUGGCAGCUCGUGCUCACGACGUCGCCGCUAUAGCCCUCCGAGGCAGAUCCGCUUGUCUAAACUUCGCUGACUCGGCUUGGCGGCUAAGAAUACCGAAGUCAACAUGCGCCAAGGAAAUCCAAAAGGCGGCUGCCGAAGCUGCGCUGGCUUUUCAGGACGAGAUGAUGAGUGAAUCAACGACUGAUCAUGGCCUUGACAUGGAGGAGACGUUGGUGGAAGCUAUUGUGACAGCGGAACAGAGCGAAGGGUUUUAUAUAGACGAAGAGGCCAUGUUUGGGAUGCCGAGUUUGUUGGCAAGUAUGGCCGAAGGGAUGCUUUUGCCGCUGCCGUCCGUACAAUGGAAUCACAAUUAUGGUAUCGACGGCGAUGAUGACGUGUCACUAUGGAGUUAUUAAACCUUCUAUUUUUUUUCAUGAUCCCCAUUUUUAGUGCUAUGAUAUUUUUAUUUAGUUUGGAUCCUUAAUUAGAAUGGAUCCUUCAUUUUUGUGAGAAACGAGUGUAAAUGAUUCAGUAUGGUUGGAUUUUCCUUGAUUGCAAGUAACCUUUUGGAAUAAAAAAAAAAUUUCAUCUGAA